AUUCGAUGUGGAGACCUAACGGACAACAUGGCGACGCAGACGGCCCGCUACUACAGCGAGGGAGGCAGGGCGACGAAGCGCCAAAAAACCGAAAACGACGGCGGAAUUUCAACUGAGGGCUAUGACGAUCCUCACAAACCUCUCCCGUCCCUGGUGGUCCAUGUACGGGGACUGGUGGAUGGAGUUUUGGAAGCAGACCUUGUAGAAGCACUGCAGGAGUUUGGGACCAUCAGUUAUGUGGUACUGAUGCCCAAAAAGCGCCAGGCCCUGGUUGAAUAUGAGGACAUGAGUGGCUCUUGCAACGCCGUGACCUAUGCCAACGACAACCAGAUCUAUAUUGCUGGUCAUCCUGCGUUUGUGAAUUAUUCAACCAGUCAGAAGAUAUCCCGUCCUGGAGAUUCUGAUGACUCCCGCAGUGUUAAUAACGUUUUGCUGUUCACAAUCAUGAAUCCCAUCUAUCCCAUCACAACGGAUGUGCUGUAUACCAUUUGCAACAAUUGUGGCCCUGUUCAGAGAAUUGUCAUCUUCAGGAAAAAUGGUGUCCAGGCCAUGGUGGAGUUCGAUUCCGUGCAGAGUGCACAGAGAGCCAAAGCCUCUCUCAAUGGUGCUGAUAUAUACUCAGGCUGCUGCACCCUUAAGAUCGAAUAUGCCAAGCCGACACGCCUCAAUGUGUUCAAGAAUGACCAGGACACAUGGGACUACACCAAUCCAAACCUGAGCAGUCAAGGUGCAGAUGCUGAUGGCAACGGGGGUGAUCAAGAUAUGAAUGCCAACCCCAACAAACGUCAGAGGCAGCCGGCUCUGCUGGGAGAUCACCCUCCAGAGUACGGUGGUUACCAUGGAUACCAGGACGAGGGUUAUGGUGGCUACGAAGCGCGACGCAUGGGCCCGUCUAUGGGUGGCCCACGGCGGGGCGGGGCGGGGCAGCGGUACGGUGGGCAGUACGGUGCACCCCCACCACCUCCGGGGGAGUAUAGUGCACACGCAGAGUCUCCUGUCAUGAUGGUGUACGGCCUGGAGCCAUCGAAAAUAAACGCUGACAAGGUCUUCAACAUCUUCUGCCUCUACGGCAAUGUGGAGAGGGUGAAGUUCAUGAAAAGCAAGCCUGGAGCUGCUAUGGUGGAGAUGGGAGACUGCUACGCUGUGGACCGUGCCAUCUGCCAUCUCAACAACCACUUCCUCUUUAACCAGAAACUUAACGUCUGUGUGUCCAAACAGCAGGCCAUCAUGCCCGGACAGUCGUACGAGCUAGAGGACGGUAGCAGCAGCUUCAAAGACUUCCACGGCAGCCGUAACAACCGCUUCACUUCCCCAGAGCAGGCAGCCAAGAACCGAAUCCAGCACCCAAGCAACGUUCUGCACUUCUUCAACGCUGCUCCUGAAGCGUCUGUGGAGAUCUUCUCUGAGAUAUGUGAUGAGCUUGGUGUGAAGAGCCCAUCGAAUGUAAAACUGUUUGCAGCAAAGGGUGGUGCCUCCUCAGAGAAGAGCUCCUCAGGUCUGCUGGAGUGGGAGUCUGUUAAUGAUGCAAUGGAAGCACUAGCCAUGAUGAACCAUUACCAGAUGAAGAACCCAAAUGGUCCGUACCCCUACACACUGAAGCUCUGCUUCUCCACUGCCCAGCACGCCAACUGAGACGCGGCUGCCUAGAUCCUGCCCUCCCACGUUAUUGCCACAGCUUUACUGUCUGUCUCCCCUGCCCUCUGUGCUGUUUUAUCAGUCUUAUUAGGUCCUAUGUGUGUGAGAGAGAGCGCGAGAAAGGGCUGCAGUGUACGCUGAAAGUGAAACUGACGGAACUGUCAAAUUUUGUUUUUAUUGAAGAACAGGUGAAUUGCUUUUGUAUGAGUAUUUUUUUUCUUCUUUUUUUUUUAUUGCUUUUUCAUUACUGUUAGCUGUGUGUUCUCACUUUUGGAAACGUCACCCUGUAAAGGACAGGCUGCAUCUUUUCUCUUAAUUGUAAAAUAAAAUUACUCCGUGAUUAGAA
Molecule: messenger RNA, 1981 nt
Organism: Electrophorus electricus (electric eel)
Lineage: Eukaryota; Metazoa; Chordata; Actinopteri; Gymnotiformes; Gymnotidae
Gene: hnrnpl2
Product: heterogeneous nuclear ribonucleoprotein L2
Biological process (GO): mRNA processing
Cellular component (GO): nucleus
Molecular function (GO): RNA binding
Source: RefSeq, a predicted model, not a curated record